Messenger RNA from Amborella trichopoda, 2421 nucleotides. It is a transcript of the gene TDP1, whose product is annotated as tyrosyl-DNA phosphodiesterase-like protein. Gene Ontology annotation, biological process: DNA repair. Gene Ontology annotation, molecular function: double-stranded DNA binding; single-stranded DNA binding; protein binding. Gene Ontology annotation, cellular component: nucleus. Lineage: Eukaryota; Viridiplantae; Streptophyta; Magnoliopsida; Amborellales; Amborellaceae. The record is from RefSeq and is a predicted model, not a curated record.
ACUUCGAUUAUUCCGGAACUUGAAAGACAAGGCUAGGGUGUUCUCGUCAUUUGGCGCGCCCUCUUUCUCCCGCUUCUCCAGCGCACUCUCCCAUUUUCAUGGCAAGUCUCCUGCAACCUACUAGCUUUUCCAUUAGGUUUCUUGUUUACCAGUGCAUAAACGAGAUCAUUCCUCCUCCUGCUUUCGACUGCCAAAAAUGUCUGGAGACAGGGUUAAGAUUGGUUUAUUGGUUCCCCUUAACAAUGGACAAGAGGAAGAUGGCAUGUUAGCAAAACUACCUGUUUUCCAAGGAGACAAUGUCAUAGGUCGCAACGAUCUUGGGACAACUGAUAAAAGAGUAAGCCGCAAGCAUAUCAGUUUGAAUGCUAUGGAUGACGGUUCUGUUGAAGUUGUGGUGGAAGGACCAAAUCCAGCCAUUGUUAAAUCUGGGGUUCAGAGGAAUAAACUGGGUCCUAAAAAUAAAACCGUAAUGGUUCAUGGAGAUGUUCUUGAGUUGAUUCCUGGAAAGCAUUGCUUUAAGUACAUGGUUGUGGAUUGUGAUAAACAAACCUCUGUUUCCAAAAUGUCUUCACAUGAUCCACUUGAAGUGAAAGAAGCUAGUGUGGAGAGGACUUUGAGUACAGUCAAACGGAAAUGGCAGGAUCCUGAACAUGAAGAAUUUGUGCAGGAUGAGGUACCAAAUAAACUCUCCACAGAGGCGGUUAAUAAAUCGGUAACUGUCAAUUCUGGACAAUCUGGUUACAAAAAACUGAAGAAAGAAUCUGCAUCUAUUGAUAGCUUGGAGGCCAUUUGCCAGUUCAAUGUUCAGAGAGAUAAAUUACCUUUAACAUUUAGACUUCUACAAGUCCAAGGGCUACCUGAAUGGGCAAAUACCUCGUCAGUAAAAAUUAGGGAUGUUAUCCAGGGGAAUGUGCUCUUUGCCAUCCUUUCGAAUUACAUGGUGGACUUGGACUGGUUGCUAUCUGCCUGCCCUAUGCUAAAAAGGAUAUCUCAUGUUCUUGUGGUUCAUGGAGAAAGCGGUGGUGCAUUGGAUCAAAUGAGUAAGACGAAGCCUUCAAGUUGGAUUCUGCACAAACCACCUCUACCUAUUUCUUAUGGGACACACCAUUCGAAAGCUAUGAUUCUUGUUUACCCUAGAGGGGUGCGUAUUGUCGUACACACUGCCAAUUUAAUUUACGUUGACUGGAACAACAAAACUCAAGGAUUAUGGAUGCAAGACUUCCCAUGGAAAGACGAGAAAGAUCUCAACAAACAGUCUGCUUUUGAAAAUGACCUGGUUGAGUAUCUUGAAGCACUCAAGUGGCGUCCACUGAGGGCAAAUCUGGGAUCUCUUGGCAAUGCCAAUAUCACAGCAUCAUUCUUUGGGAGAUUCGAUUACAGCAGCGCAACGGUACGACUGAUUGCUUCUAUUCCUGGCUAUCACCAAGGGCCCAAGUUGAACAAGUGGGGCCAUAUGAAACUGAAAACUAUUUUGAAGGAAAGCAAAUUUGAGAAAGAAUUCCUGGGUUCUCCCCUUGUUUAUCAGUUUUCCUCUCUUGGGUCUCUGGAUGACAAGUGGAUGACAGAACUAUCUUUGUCAAUGUCUUCUGGCACAUCAGAUGAUGGAAUCCCUUUAGGAUUGGGUAAAGCACAAAUAAUAUGGCCAUCUGUAGAAGAUGUUCGCUGUUCCCUUGAGGGUUAUGCUGCUGGCAGUUGCAUUCCCGGCCCUCAAAAGAAUGUAGAGAAAGACAUUAUGAGGAAAUAUUGGUCCAGAUGGAAAGCAGAUCACACUGGACGCUGUCGUGCAAUGCCCCACAUAAAAACAUACACCCGUUAUAACGGCCAAAGUCUUGCUUGGUUUCUUCUAACAUCAGCAAAUCUCAGCAAAGCUGCUUGGGGUGCACUACAGAAAAAUUGUUCCCAGAUUAUGAUUCGUUCUUACGAGCUUGGAGUUCUUUUCUUGCCAUCUCUGAUUCGUAAACAAUGUCUUGGGUUCUCUUGCACAGAUGAUAGCAGCUCCUCUCGGGAUUUGGAAAAAUAUGAACUGCCCAGCACUUCAGAAGAGGGUAAAACUAAAUUGGUAACCCUUUGCUGGCAAGCAAACGAAAGUGAGGAAUUAUCCUCUGAAAUAGUCCCAUUGCCUGUUCCAUAUAAACUCCCUCCGGAGCCAUACACCUCUAAAGAUGUGCCAUGGUCAUGGGAUAGGCGGUACCAUAAGCCUGAUGUAUAUGGAAACGUUUGGCCACAUUGAUCUGAUGAUAGCUUAAGUCGCAGAAUUCAACAAUUUCCAUUGGUUUUCUUUUCUUUCAAAGAAUUGUCAAUGUGUGUGUAUGGAGAACAAUCAUAGGAUUUUGAAACUCACUUGAGUAGCCAAUGAGCUCCAGUGAUUAUGAUCAUUUUUCAAUUGCAGAAAAUUAGAAGAAAAUUCCCAAUUGAAUUUCA